Molecule: messenger RNA, 483 nt
Organism: Metarhizium robertsii ARSEF 23
Lineage: Eukaryota; Fungi; Ascomycota; Sordariomycetes; Hypocreales; Clavicipitaceae
Product: Cytochrome b5
Exons: 2
Coding region: 1-483 (160 amino acids)
Source: RefSeq, a predicted model, not a curated record
AUGCUCGAGGUGGCAGGUACCGAUGCCACAGGAGCCUUCGAGUUUGUCGGUCACUCUGAAGACGCCUUUAAAACCCUCGUCAAGUUUGAAACUGGUUCUCUGGCGGAAUAUUCAGUUUGUGAAAAGAGGACAAUGCGCAAGAAAAUCUUGUCAGACGAGUUUGAGAAUGAAGGGCUACCAUUCUUCAAGGUGGCGUGGCACAGGACACAGCUUCUUGAAACGAAGCUAGAACUCUGGAAACGGCUCGGCUUGGUCACCUUGGGCUUGACACUCAUACCUGUCAUGUAUGUUAAAGUUCUCCCCCACUACAUAUUUCAAUUGGGCAGUGGCUUGGACUUUGGAGGCUUUCAGUCUGGCGUUCUCGCAACUUUAAUAUUGUUCGGCGCUCUGGCAGCGGCAGCAAGCGCCUGGUUUCGCCGCUGUGUAUUUCACUACAAAGAUGUGUUUGAGUACCCGCCGUAUUAUUCUUUGCAGGCUCAAUAG